Messenger RNA from Chaetomium strumarium, 990 nucleotides. RefSeq lists its product as uncharacterized. Lineage: Eukaryota; Fungi; Ascomycota; Sordariomycetes; Sordariales; Chaetomiaceae. The transcript is spliced from 2 exons. The coding region runs from base 214 to 990 and encodes 258 amino acids. The record is from RefSeq and is a predicted model, not a curated record.
GUACCACCAGUUUGCUUAGAAAUACAAACAUUUCAACUGGCACUGCAUCAGGCCAAGGUAACGUAUAGAUAGUGAUUUCUCAGAAACAAACUUGACGAUCUCAGGGUUUUGAAAAACCAUCAUCUUGAUGUGCAGUCCAUCAACUGUCAACCGAGAAUAAGAUUCCAAGAGUCGACUCACCUUCAAGCAUUCCCAUCAGUCACCAUCGCCAAUAUGUCCUCUACCACUGGCGACGCCAUAGCCGAGCACGGCUGGACUGCCGUCCCCGUCGACGCCGAAGCCAUCUUCAAAGGCAAACCCUACCUCCACAAGCCGACCGCCCUCUCCGUCGAGGACAUCCAUUUCCCCUCCGACGACCCCAUCGUCGCCAAAGUCCAACAGUACGCCAAAGAGCAGCUGCCGCCUCAGACCUACAACCACUCCAUGCGAGUCUUCUACUUCGCAACGGCAAUCCUAACGCAGCAAUUCCCCUCCCACGCCCGCACCCUCUCCCGCUCCACUCUCGCCCUCGCCUGCCUGCUCCACGAUAUCGGCAGCACCCCGACAAACCUGCACGCGACGCUCCUCUCCUUCGAGUUCUCCGGCGCCAUCAUCGCCCUCGACCUGCUCCGGUCCACCCCCGGCCACUACGGAGCAGGAGGAGGCCAAGGCCCUGCCGCCCCGCAACCGCAGGCCGAGGCCGUCUGCGAGGCCAUCAUCCGGCACCAGGACCUGGGCAAGGAAGGGACCGUCACCCUGCUGGGCCAGCUGCUGCAGCUGGCGACGGUGUAUGACAACGUGGGUGCGCGGCCGUACCUGGUGCAUGGGGCCACGCGGGCGGAUGUGAAUGGUGCGUUUCCGAGGGAAGGGUGGGCGGCGUGCUUUGCGGGGACGAUUCGCGAGGAGGUGAGGGUCAAGCCGUGGGCGCACUCGACGCAUCUGGGUGGGUCGUCUGGGGAGGAAUUUGUGAAUGCCGUUGAGGGGAAUUUGUUGAUGGCUGAGUAUGAAUGA